Molecule: messenger RNA, 1999 nt
Organism: Pygoscelis adeliae (Adelie penguin)
Lineage: Eukaryota; Metazoa; Chordata; Aves; Sphenisciformes; Spheniscidae
Gene: KCNJ11
Product: potassium inwardly-rectifying channel, subfamily J, member 11
Exons: 3
Coding region: 1-1344 (447 amino acids)
Biological process (GO): potassium ion import across plasma membrane; regulation of monoatomic ion transmembrane transport
Cellular component (GO): plasma membrane
Molecular function (GO): ATP-activated inward rectifier potassium channel activity
Source: RefSeq, a predicted model, not a curated record
AUGCCUGCUACAUUAGCCGUCAUCCCAGCUCUGCUCAUGCCUUCCCCUGUGGCUUUGCAUAACCAACUCCGAUUUCUUUUCUUCUAUCUACCAAGGGAGACGCUGAGGAGCGGCGCCCAACGGUUUUUAACCGCCUUCCGUUGCGCCCGUUGCCCAACGACCGUUGCGCGGAGGCGCGCGCGGCUCCUCCACACGCGCGCGCGGGAACGCCUCAGCCCCUUGUCCCUCCGCUUCGGGCUCGCCGAGGGGCCGGUGGGCAAGAGUGCCUGCAACGUGGCCCAUAAAAACAUCCGGGAGCAGGGACGCUUCCUCCAGGACGUCUUCACCACCCUGGUGGACCUCAAAUGGCCCCACACACUGCUCAUCUUCACCAUGUCCUUCCUCUGCAGCUGGCUGCUCUUCGGCAUGGUCUGGUGGCUCAUCGCCUUCGCCCACGGAGACCUGGACCACAGCACCCGGCUGCAGCGCGACCCCAGAGAGGGGGUGGCGGGGACCCCGGCUGGUUUUGUGCCCUGUGUGACCAGCAUCCACUCCUUCACCUCCGCCUUCCUCUUCUCCAUCGAAGUGCAGGUGACGAUCGGCUUUGGGGGACGCAUGGUCACGGAGGAGUGCCCGGCCGCCAUCCUGGUGCUGAUCGUGCAGAACAUUGUGGGGCUGGUGAUCAACGCCAUCAUGCUGGGCUGCAUCUUCAUGAAGACCUCGCAGGCCCACCGCCGGGCCGAGACCCUCAUCUUCAGCAAGCACGCGGUCAUCGCCCUGCGCGAGGGCAAGCUCUGCUUCAUGCUGCGUGUGGGUGACCUCCGGAAGAGCAUGAUCAUCAGUGCCACCAUCCGCAUGCAGGUGGUGAAGAAGACUGCCAGCCUGGAGGGGGAGGUGGUGCCCCUCAACCAGAUUGACAUCCAGAUGGAGAACCCCGUAGGGGGCAACAGCAUCUUCCUCGUCUCCCCACUUAUCAUCUACCAUGUGAUAGACAAAAAUAGCCCCCUCUAUGACAUUUCCCCUGUGAACCUUCACCACCAUGAGGACCUGGAGAUCAUUGUCAUCCUGGAAGGGGUGGUGGAGACCACUGGCAUCACCACUCAAGCCAGAACCUCCUACCUGGCAGAUGAAAUCCUCUGGGGCCAAAGGUUUGUGCCCAUCGUGGCAGAGGAAGAUGGGCGAUACUCUGUGGACUACUCUAAAUUUGGCAACACGGUGAAAGUGCCCACCCCUUCGUGCACUGCUAGGCAGCUGGAGGAGGACAGGAGCAUUAUGGACACUAUGCCGUUGUCCCCUAAAGGCACAAUAAGGAAGAGGUCUGUCAAGCUAAAGCCCAAGUUUACCGUAAGCGAUGAGCCUUCCUGAUGCCUUUUGACUGGGAAACUCUGUUAGGGCUUUGUGUCUGAAAGAUCUCAUAAACUCAAAACACUGAGGUGGCCUCUUACUUUUUUUUAAAUUCAGGUUGGUAGCACAAGGUAUGUUCUGGUGUUAUUUAUUGUGAGAUAAAUCUAAAGCUAAUUAUAUUUUUUUAAAAGUGUGAGAGAUUUCAAGCAGCACUGGGAGUAGGAAAAUCAUGGUCUGCAGCUUUAAAUUUAAUUGCACAUUCAUUUUGCAUUGAUUAAUCUGCAGGUAAUGACAUUUUCUCAAAAAAUAAAUUAUUUCUCUUAAGAGAUUGCUGUACUUAGGGUCUUGCAGUGUUCUAAAGUCAGUAGUUUUUAACUGGGUUUUUUUCUAACUUGAACAAUCAAUAUAGCAAAAUAAAAUUUUAAUAAUUAAUAAAGUAGGCUGGAUUUAAAUUAUAACAAAAAGGUCAGGCAAUGUUAUGUAUGACAUAAGACCAGAUCUGGAAGUGUCUAUGUAUUAUACUCUAUGUUUCAAAGAAAUUAACUGCCAGAUUUGCUUCAUCCAUAUUGUAUUGUAUGGAGCCGCUCCUACCACAUGCAAUAUGAAAUGUAUUUGAAUAUUUACUUUUGUUUAUUUUAAAACCCUUUACACUUCCAAAAUAAAACAUUCAGGAAUA